Molecule: messenger RNA, 2127 nt
Organism: Pseudophryne corroboree (corroboree frog)
Lineage: Eukaryota; Metazoa; Chordata; Amphibia; Anura; Myobatrachidae
Product: zinc finger protein OZF-like
Exons: 7
Coding region: 179-1714 (511 amino acids)
Biological process (GO): regulation of transcription by RNA polymerase II
Molecular function (GO): DNA-binding transcription factor activity; RNA polymerase II cis-regulatory region sequence-specific DNA binding
Source: RefSeq, a predicted model, not a curated record
AUCCCGGAAGAAAAAUGGCGUAGAUGCGCAAUUAGAUUCCUCUGCAUUGUGUAUGAACAGUUUCCGGUCUGACAGAUGAGUAGAGGAAUCCCUGGAGAUAUGAGAAAUAUUGCGUCUGUACUAUUUGCUGGUCUUGUCGGUACAUUCCGGUGCAUAUUAAGGUUGGCGAGUGCUGAGGAUGGACAAGGGCAGGAGCUACAUGACUGAGAGGAUAUUAACCCUCACCCUGGAGAUCAUCUACCUGCUGACAGGAGAGAACUACAGAGUAGUGAAGAAAUCCGGUGGGAGCUUAACAGUGGGCAACAGCCGACCCGGUUUAUCAGAAGGAUGGAGCAGGGCCCAGAGCCCCAUCACGGAGUCCCCACCUCACUCACUGAUACAUGAGAGAGACAAUGAGCAGAAGAUCCUGGAACUCACCAACAAGAUCAUUCAGCUGCUGACUGGAGAGGAGAAUAUAUGUGGAGAUAAGGAUUUUCAGAAGGAAGUGACGAUGGAGAAUGAGAAGUCCCCUAGCUCACUAGAUGGAUCCAGUAGCAGAAAUAGAUGCCCCAGUCCUCGUUGUACAGAGGAAGAUCACAGUACCCCACGUGAUUAUCAGGUAAAUUCUCUGAGGAAUGUUAAGGUGGUUGUUGUAUCCCAAGCUGUAGAGAGUGAAGAGGACUUUACAGGCCAGUGUAAGGAGGAAGAAAUCCCUGUAGCCAUCAGCACAGAUCAUGGUGAGAUGGAUAACGACCAGACUAAUUGCCUCCACUCCAGAGUAACGUCGGAAAUAGGCCCUGGCCUUCCCGACUCAUCCAGCUGUUCUGAAUCCGGACAGUUCAAGAGCUCAGACUAUAAAGCUGAUAAGAACGCCGCAAGCGGGCCAGAGGUGUGUAUCUGCUCUGAGUGCGGAAAACAUUUCCCCAACAACUCUGCUCUGCUGCAACACCAGGGAGUUCACACCGGCGAGAAGCCGCACACCUGCUGUCAGUGUGGAAAAUAUUUCCCCAAUAACUCUGCUCUGCUGAAACACCAGGGCGUUCACACUGGCGAGAAGCCGUACGCCUGCUCUCAGUGUGGGAAAUGCUUUAUCCAGAAAUCCAAUCGCGACAUACACGAGCGGGUGCACAAUGGGGAGAAGCCCUUCGUGUGCACGGAGUGUGGCAAGUGUUUCAUCCACAACUCAGCACUGGUCACGCAUCACAGGAGUCACACUGGGGAGAAGCCGUUCUCCUGCUCCGACUGCGGCAAGUGUUUCACGCAGAAAUCAAACCGCGACAAGCACCAGAAGAUCCACAAGGGAGACAAACCGUACGUCUGCUCCGAGUGUGGGGUCGGCUUCUUUCACAAGAGCGACUUUCUCCGACACGAGAAAAUCCACACGGGGGACAAGCCGUUCGCGUGCUCGGACUGCGGGAAAAGUUUCAUACGGAGGGCAAACCUUGUUUCGCACCAGUGGACUCACUUAAACCAGAGGCCGUUCACGUGCUCCGACUGCGGCAAAGGCUACACUCAAAAGUCCGAUCUGGUCGCCCAUCAGAUGAUUCACGCUGACGAUAAGCUGUUCUCCUGUCCUGAGUGCGGGAAAUGUUUUCCAGGGAAGUCGCCUCUCAUCAGACAUCAGCGCAGGCACACAGGAGAAAGGCCGUUCUCCUGUUCUGAGUGCGGGAAGAAAUUCAAGCGGAAGGAAAAUGUUACCAAGCACCAGGUCAUACAUAAGAGACAUAACAGGUAACACGACCUGUCUGGUAUGUUGUGGCUAUACCUAUAGGCUUGUCCUGUCAUUGCAGCCCCUUACUGACUGGGCUUGCUGCCUGGCCCUACAUCCAAUUACAGCAUAGAUUGACAAUGUGGAGCUGGCAUCUGCAGCAUCUAUGUAUGACCCACCUCUGCUUGUGUAAGGGCAGUGUGGACACUAUCGUUCUCGAGCUCCGGACUCCAGUGAAGGUUCCAGGUGCCAGUGGCAGGAAAAUGUCUUAUUUAUUUUAUUCGCAGAUAAUCCUUAAAGCACUUUAAGAUGUGCAGUGGUAUUUUGUUGAUCUUUAGAAUGUUAUCCUUACGGACACUGCACAAUUGUUCUGUGAACUGAUGAUCCACUAUCCAAUGAGACCCAUUAAAUGCUAAUAAGAAUAAAUGCAUUUGAUGCUA